ACUGUAGCGAUAAUUUCGUAUGUUUUUAAAUAUUGUUUAAUUUGGCACUUAAGUUCCAUGACAUUACAAAAAUUAACGCGCAACUCAUUAGAAUUUUGAUUAUUUUUCAAUUUUGAUAUUUAUGCUGUUUUUAUAAUGUGACUUAUUAAUUUUUUGUAAUUUAUAAUGCCAUAACUAAAAUUUAUAUGUUGGCGAAACAUCAAGGUAUUGCGAAACCAUCUGUUGUCCCAGAAAACUACUGAUGAAAAAAGUUUGACGUUUUCAUUGAUAUGAGGUUUUUGCAUCUAAAUUUUGUAUUUCUUCGUUAAAUUUCGAAUCAUAGUUAUAGAAAGCAAGGUAUUUUUUCACUCUUAAUUGAUAUAUUAAAUUAAUUUUUUUUAGUUUGAUGAUUAAUCGGUUCUUCUGGACCUCUGUAUGUUAUGUGAUUUUUACAAUUAAGACCAAUAAUUUUGACUCAUAAUAUAUGUUAUCAGUUAAGCAAGACUUGAUAUGCGUCUAAUGCAUAAUUUUUAUGAAAUGUCAUUGACCUUUGAUCCUAGAGAAAACUGAUUAGUCAUUGUUAAUCACCACAGAACAGCUUAUUAUUUUCUGUACCUCAGCGUAAAUUUAGAUAUUUCGAUACUUUUUGCUUUACGUUUUUUUAAUCACAGAAUUAUAAUUUCAGAUGGUACUAGAAUCUAUAAGUGAACAACUUUGUAUUAAAUAGUUCUUGUUAGUGAUGUGAGUGAAAUUUUUGACAUUUACCUCUAUUGCCUAAUUAAAUAUUCUUCAUGGCUGCCUCCAUUGAAGAUCAAGUAAAAAGUGUUGUUUCAGUUGACUCAGAAAUGUCUCUUGGAGAAAAUGUAGAAUUGCCUUCAACUGUAAAUGAAAAUGCAGACUCUCUACCAAACUUAACUGAACCUCUAAUACUUCCAUCAACUUCUGGUGAUAAUAUUGAAAGCAGUUCCAUUGAGAGUCCUGUUAAGGCUAAAAGUUCUGUGAUAGAUGAUAAAAAUGAUUCAAUAUAUCAAAUAAAAUGGAUUUCGAGAAAUGGAUGCAAGAGUCCAAUUAUUACUCAGAAUGAAAAUGGGCCAUGCCCAUUGAUUGCCAUAACAAAUGUGUUGAUCAUGAAAGGCCGAAUCACAGUUCCCUCAUUGGCUGAUUUUAUUACAACAGAAAACCUCAUGGCUUACUUGGGAGAUUGUAUACUAGAGAGCAUUCCAAAGAAUAUUCCUGAAGGAACCCAACUGAACUUUGAACAGAAUAUGCAUGAUGCAAUGGCAGUUCUGCCCAAGCUUCAGACUGGUCUUGAUGUAAAUGUUAAAUUCACUGGAAUCAGUGAUUUUGAAUAUACUCCUGAGUGUAUCAUUUUCGACUUACUCAGGAUACCUCUUUACCAUGGAUGGCUGAUUGACCCUCAGAUGGUUGAUGUAAUGGCAGCUGUUGGUAAAUGCAGUUACAAUCAAUUAGUUGAGAAAAUAAUCAAUUCAAAGUGUUCAUCGGACCCUGAAAGGGUCACCGAAGCUCUGAUUGCUGAGAAUUUCCUGGAGAAAACAGCUUCACAAUUAACUUAUCAUGGCCUCUGUGAGCUGACCUCGAAACUCAAAGAAGAUGAGCUUUGUGUCCUCUUCAGAAACAAUCACUUCAGUUCUCUUACAAAGCACAAAAAUUGUUUGUACCAGCUUGUUACUGAUCAGGGUUUUGUAAAUGAGAAUGCAGUUUGGGAGUCACUGAAUAACAUAGAAGGAGAUGGCCAGUUUGUAGAUGCUGAUUUUAUACCUGUACCACCUAAAGCCUCAGAUUUAACACUGCCUUCAGAAUUGUCCAAAGAAAAGCAGAUUGACCAAGAUGAGGAGUUGGCUCGUCGACUUCAAGAUGAAGAAUUGAAGAGAGAGCAGAACCAUUUGCAGGAACAACAACAACAACAGCAGCAGCAACAACAAUUACAGCAACAAGGACAGCCAUCUCAGCCCUCUUCUCCGAACAGUAGAAACAGGUCCAGGGAUUGUAUCAUUUUAUGAUCGUUGCAAGUCUCUGGAAUUCAUCAGAUGUGUGCUAACUGGUGGCCUUAUGUAAACGUUAAGUAUUCCCCUUAGGAAAAUUUGACACUUGUAAAUGUUUCAAAUGAAAUUCUUAUUAAAUUUGUAGAUCAAAUUAGCUUAUUGUAAAGUUCAUGAAAUUUGGACAAUGUGAGGUCUUUUAUUUUCAGUUAAGUUCUAGCCUAUUUACGUGCUAUAUUACACGCUUUAUAUACCGAUUAUUUGUAUAGUCCAGGUAUUAAGAGUAUUAAUUUUUUUGUUAUUUCUGUAAACUAUUGUAUAUUUUAUUUACAUUUAUCAUAUGUUUAAUAUAUUUUGAACAGAAUUAUUAUUAUUUGCAUAAAUAGAAUUCUAUUAUGUGUGCUUAUUGAAUUCUUGGAAUAUCUUUAUCAAACCUGCUCUGUUUAUUAUUGAAGGUUUGCAUGUUUUUAAAAUUGAAAAGUGUGUAUAUAUAUAUAUUUGUUUCCUAUUUUCCUUUUUACGAUACUUUUCUAUGUUGUUUCAUUGCAUUAAUUAAUAUCUUAUUUCAUAUUAAUUUUAAGUUUUAUUUAAAAAGUUUUAAAAUUAAAUGUUAUUAUUUUUAUUUAGUAUUCCUAUAUAUAAUAUAAAUUAUUUUUUAAAAAUUUAUUGUAUAUUCCUUAUAAUUUUUUUUUUCCUUAAAAAAAGGUCUUUCAAAAACAAACAAAAAACCGUAAAUUAUUAUUAGAGUCCUGAAUUAUAAGGAUGAAUUGCUUAUAAAAAUGAGGAACUAUCUUAUCUAAAAUAGGUAUGAUAGAGCAAUUAAAAAAAUCCCCUCGUCUUUGAUUUAAAAAAAAUUGAAAUAGCAGAUAACAAGAAUAACCUUGAUGUUCUUGUUUAAUUUUUUUAAUUAAAUUCAAUACCCUUUUUAUUGCUUAAUACACAUUUUGAAACUUUCCUUAGUUUUUAUUGAUCUCAUUAAUUUUUGUUUUUCAUUUCAAAAUUAAUUUAUUUCAUGAUGGUUUUUUUUUUUUUUUUUGUAUAUAAUAUUUGUACAAGAUAAAUUUCAACAAUAUGAUUGAGAAGUAAAUAUUUGUAUAAAAUAAUACUUUUAGAAUUUUAAAUAUAGUUACAUUAAAUUUUUGAGUUCCCAUAAUUAGUUUUUUUAUCUACUAUUAAUA
Argiope bruennichi is the source of this 3157-nucleotide messenger RNA. Its product is annotated as ubiquitin carboxyl-terminal hydrolase MINDY-1-like. Lineage: Eukaryota; Metazoa; Arthropoda; Arachnida; Araneae; Araneidae. Gene Ontology annotation, biological process: protein K48-linked deubiquitination. The record is from RefSeq and is a predicted model, not a curated record. The transcript is spliced from 8 exons. Gene Ontology annotation, cellular component: cytosol; cell periphery. Gene Ontology annotation, molecular function: K48-linked deubiquitinase activity; cysteine-type deubiquitinase activity; cysteine-type carboxypeptidase activity. The coding region runs from base 771 to 2000 and encodes 409 amino acids.